Messenger RNA from Aspergillus aculeatinus CBS 121060, 2178 nucleotides. RefSeq lists its product as uncharacterized. The transcript has 2 exons. Bases 65 to 2053 code for a protein of 662 amino acids. Lineage: Eukaryota; Fungi; Ascomycota; Eurotiomycetes; Eurotiales; Aspergillaceae. The record is from RefSeq and is a predicted model, not a curated record.
UCAUCUUUCUAUUUCUCUUUAUUACUUUCACCCUCAUGUCUUCUUCACCUGACGCGGCAGGCUCAUGAUGAGACUCCGCGAGACCAUCCGUCUGCCCAAUCGGCUCAACGAAGAGGCGCACACUUACACAACCCCAAGAAGAGCGCCACGUCGAGUCAUCAGCUCAUAUCAGUCCAGGGCCGAUACCUUCAAUCCCAACCUCCCCCCUGCGGCUUUCCCCACCUUGGAUCGACCGCGCCACCCGCAGCUUCGCACCGAUGACCCGACUCACGAGGGCAAAGACAAUGGCAGUCGCAAGCGCUCGUACGACUGCAUGAUCAAUAAUGCUGAUAUCGAUGGCCCGGUCUUAGAGACGGCUGCGGAGCCCAGAGCCGAAUGCGAAGAGAUACCCGUCGAGCAGAUUGUUAACAUGAUUGCGAGUAAUGGCGAGCUCAAUCAGAUCUACGUCAACAACAUGGCCAUCAUGGCUCGAGCAGAAUCGGAGAGCGCGACGUUCGAGAAGAGUAUGGAAGACAGUGACACGGACGAGGAAGAGGAUGAAGAGCUUGUUGUUGAGCCACUUACGGCUUCCCAAUGGCGCGAUCUGUCGCCACAAAUGCAGGUUGAGGUCUUCGAGAAUGUGGAGGAAAGCCAUAGUCGACCCGCCAGGAUCUUGCUUGGGAUCUCAGAAGAGGACAUGAAGGAGCUAGAGCACAAUCGAGGACUUCGCACGAAGCAGCUGGAGAGGGAAGACCGGCUACUGGAGGCAAUGCGUGCGAAGCAGCUCAGAGCGAUCCUUCGGACCAACAAUGUCACCCCGCGAGCCACUCAGGUGCAGCCGAAAGUGGCAUGCCAGAUGAUUCUGCGCCAGUAUCUUCGCAAGAUCAAGCGGGCUAUCGCACCGGAUUUCCUGGUCUGUCCGGCCGAUGAGGUACUCCGCGCUCGGAGGUUCUUACUGAAACGUGAGAUGGAUGGGGAGCUUGCAGGCGAUUGGAGGGGUUACACGACCAGAUUGCAGAUCUCGGUUGAUGACUUGCGUCGUGGGUUGGCAAAGAGCACUGUCCCCGAGCCUCAUCCUUCUGAUGCUUCUGCCAUGAGCUCCGCGGGUGGUGAUGCAGUCGAUAACACAGCGUUGCGAGUGACCGAUAGAAACUCAGCUCAGGUAUCCUUGAUCAACGGCAUUGGUACAAAGUGUCCAUCUAUGCUGAAGGAUAUCUUGUUAUGCCAAGGUCAAGUCAAAGAUCCUCCUCGAUGGCUACUUCUCAGUCAUCGGGAUACAAGCAAGAACUAUCACCAUCCCAAUUGGGACAAUCAUAUUCAUACUCAGCUUAUCAGCGAGGAAAGUUUGGCCCAGAGAAGACAUCCCGAGUUGCAGUACAUACAACCGAAGAAUACCUUCAAGGAGUUCCCUCCGCUGAGUUUGGUCUUCUUCGAGCGUUGUGAUCCAAUACUGGCCACACGAAAAGGCGACACUGCUACAACGUCCGGCAUGAACGACCGCCACCAGAGAUAUCCUGACGCCUCGGCUGGAACAUCCCAGAGAGCAGCUUGGGGGUCCAUGUCAAUUGGUUCGGGCCACUCCGGUGGGAUGAAACGUAUGGCAGUCUCCAUGCGUAUCAGAAACCACCUCAACGGAAUGGUGAUAGAAGCACACAAAAGAAUGUCAGAAGGAGCAGCCGGAGAAGCCCAGCAAGAGGAGCCAUCCAAAUGCCGCACAUUGUUACCUGAAGAUAUAUGGACCCCUCCUACAAGCCCUUCUCAAGUGCUUCGCACGACAGAUUUUCUGUCGCUACAAGAUGACGACAAUUAUGCCUUCGCUGAAAGCGCGGAAUUUCCGGGAAUCGAGGACACACAGGCGGAGUCGCCUGAUGGCGUGAUGGAUGAUAUGCUCAGUCAAGAUACAGAGGCGUCAUCACAUACCACAUGCGAGUCAGACCCCGUGUUAAAGAUCAAAGAGCAAUCGAGCAGCGCCAAGCCGGACGUUAGUACAAGGUCUGAAAGCGAAUCCGUCGGAAGUGAUGCAGAUGAAUAUGAUACUGCGGACGAAAUGGUCCUUGUACAGGUACCAAUCUAAUCGUGGUUUGCAGAUGGAAUGGAACCACGGCGAGGUGACUGCGGCAGUUAAAGGACAGCUCCAUCUGGUCCUAUCACUCGAUGUUCUGUCCCAAGGAGGAGGAAGCGAACUGUAAGAAUAAGAUG